UCUACAUCUAUCAUGACGACCAAUGCAUCAACAUGAACAACAUGCAGGCCGUGGACGUAGGUGGUUCGGGGAGGACGGGGUGCAAGCCCCUGAGGUGAUGAGACGGCGUGCGAGGCCCGAUACGGCCUAUCAAUGCCGCUACCUCGACGAUGUUCGCUCAGCCCUCCGAUAUCAAUUCCAAACGCAUGCUGAAGUCUUCGUCCCUGAGGAAGUAUCUUGUCGCCUAAUUUUCGGGCUUGAUUCGUCAUUGGAGUGGACGAAAGAAGGACAACCUACCACUGCAACUAUCAGUCGGGGCCGCCAGGAAUCUUCCACUCCGGACUCAGACUACAGCGUUACAACGGCGCUGUCAAACUUCCUGGACGCAAAAGAGAAAAAGCAGUACCAACGUGCUGUUGCAAAGAUUAUCAUUGGAGCUAUUUCUCGUGUUGACGGCUACAAAUACUCCGAGCGUCGUACGAAUGAUACGAGUAAAGGAGAUGGGUAUCGCUUUCAGUUCAUCUGCCGCGACUCUCUGUAGAACAAGGAUCGCUCAGCGAAUAAAAGUCAGACAGGAGACAAGAUUCUUCCUGAUUAUCUCACGCCGCAGCUGAAGAAAACGACGUAUGACUGCAAAGGUGGAAUACUCAUAAAAUUUUCUAUCAAAGAUCUUUGCGUUGAUGUCUUCUAUCACCAUUUUCCCAUCCACCGAAAUGCGCAGGAUGAG
This is a messenger RNA of Aplosporella prunicola CBS 121167, 706 nucleotides long. RefSeq lists its product as uncharacterized. The record is from RefSeq and is a predicted model, not a curated record. The transcript has 2 exons. Lineage: Eukaryota; Fungi; Ascomycota; Dothideomycetes; Botryosphaeriales; Aplosporellaceae. Bases 23 to 520 code for a protein of 165 amino acids.